GCCAGGCUUCCCUUUUUUUUUUUUUUUUUUUUUUCCUUUUUUCCUCUUAUUUUUCUCUCCCCCACCGACCCGCGUUGCUAAAUCCUGCCGUCGGGGCCGCUUGCACAACGUGGCCGCGGGGAAACGGGCUGCGGGGGGCGCGUCCCCCCAAAAAAAACGUCGCCUGGGGGGGGGGGGACACGAGGGGACCCCGAGCCGCCCCCUCGGCCGCGGAGAGGCGGCAGCCCCUUCGCUCCCUGCCCCGCUCGGCGAGCCCUCAUCACAAGGUUUGUUUUCCAUGAUGAGCCGCAUGCAAAUCGCGCAGCCCUCGAGCGGCACCCGGGCACGGCGGCGGCGAGCCGGGCUGCCUGCCUUCCUCCUCCUCCUCCUCCUCCUCGGGAGCUGGGGAGUCGCGGCGGUGAGGAGACAGAUAGUGUCCCCAGUGAAAGCAGGGCAGUGGGUGUUGCUCGCCGGCUAAUGAGGCCGCGCUGUUUGCAUGUGAAUGGCAGGUUGAAUCGCUGCAGCAGGGGGUGAGCUGUAGUACGUCGUACCUUCCUUCGCUCGUGUGUAUUCCGCCCCGGCACUUUCUCCGGGGGUUGUGAAGUGCAAAGCGGGACGCGGUCGCCGGCGGUGAGAUGCUAAUGGCCCGGGGUCGUGUAGGAGGGCGAGCUGCGGGGUGAUCUGAGUGGUUGGAAGGUGGCAAAACCGACACCGUGGUCCCUGCGGUGUCCUUUAAAGAGAAGCCCUCGGCGUGGCAGGCUGGCCGUGGGUUAUAAAUCAUUCUACCUCUUAUCUUCUGGGAGUUAGACAAAUUUGCUUAAGUGAUGUGUGAUGAACGCAUUAGCCCCUUUUAUCAGUAGCCGCAGAAAACGAACGUGUUUCUCUGAGUCCUUAGGGCUGCUCGCCCCUCAGUCAUUGUUACCUUUCCCCAAACUCCUCGCCCUCUUGGUGGGCUUCUCCUUUCUUUUCCUCGUCGCCUCAAAAACUGACUUCUCUCACCCUUCUGAAUAAAGAUACGUUCAGAGGGUAGCCUUGUGGAUGGCCCCGGAGCAGGCCAGAUGGAACAGGACAGAACCAACCAUGUUGACGGCAAUAGAUUGAGUCCAUUUCUAAUACCGCAAUCUCCCGUGUGCCAGGCAGAGCCUUCUGCAGUGAAGCUACAGAAUGGAAGUCCGGCGACAGAGAGGCCUGAAGUCGAAGUAAAUGGAGACCACAAGCGGCUAUUCAUUAAAAGCAACUACGGAGUGCCCCACGUGAAGGGAAGUCCAAACCACCGCGUUAGCCCUGACCUUUUACAAGAAAUGAAAGUAUGCUCCAAAUAUAUGCAAAACGGUGGGAUUAAACGCACUUUUAGUGAGCCCUCUCUGUAUGGACUUCAUCAGAGCAAGAAAGUGAAACAAGACAAAGAGGUGAACGGAGAAAAAGCUGAGCCAGAUGAUAACUAUGAAAAACCAAGUGUCUCCAAUUGUUACAGCGAGAAGAAAGCCGAGAGCUUUACAGGACAAGAAAAUGAAGCCUCAGAGUUGAUACCGUCUACAAGAUACAACAGUGGUGGUUCUGAAAACCCUCAUGACCUCCUGAUUCAGAAUGAGCAGGAGCGGGAAAAUGUUCAUUGCCACAACAGGGACAUUGUCUUACUACUUAAGAACAAGGCGGUGCCAAUGCCUAAUGGUGCUACAGUUUCUGCCUCUUCCAUGGAAAGCAUGCAUGGUGAACUCCUGGAGAAAACACUGUCUCAAUAUUAUCCAGAACAUGUUUCCAUAGCAAUGCAGAAGAACACAUCUCAUAUCAAUGCCAUUACCAGUCAGGCUACUAAUGAGUUGUCCUACGAGACAACGCAUUCAUCCCAUACCUCAGGGCAGAUCACUUCCCCACAGACCUCAAACUCUGAGCUGCCUCAAGUGCCAGCUGUAGUGGUUACUGAGGUCUACAAUGCAGAAGACUCCAGUAAACCACCUGUAUUGCCAGGUAGCUGUUCGCUUCAGAAACCAGAACUACAGCUACAGCAACAGAUUCCAGGCUAUGAUACACACCAGUUAUCUGUAGGAAACAGUACUGUUCGUGGAAGUGUAGGGCAGGUUCCCAACCAAGACCUCUCUUUAAGUUCCAGCAGUAACCUGCAAGCUCAGAACACCGCUCUGGAAAGGUUUUCUGAGCAAGCAGAAAAUAAUGGUGCUUUCUUUAAACAGAACUCAAUGUUUCAUAAAGAUUCCUCCACUCCUCCUGCUCCAGAAAUGAACAGUGCGCUGUCUGGCGUGGCGCGAGAAGGACGCCACUCCUAUGACAACGGCGAGGAAACUCUUCCUGGAGAGAUCGAGAACGAAGGGCAGCAGCAGGGACUGGUGCCAGAGAGUCCCAACCUCAGCCAGCAGCAACUUCACCCUCCGCAAAGACUUCCGCAGCAGGUGCCAACAUCACAACAAGAUGUCAGCGAAAGCAAUCCCCGAGCUGCUGCGGCCGCCUUGAUUCAGCAGCACCCAGAAGAAAUGCCGCCACCGCCAGAGCCUCCCCUCCAAAGCCUGCAGGCGUGCGGAAGUGACGGUGAGUUGCCGCAACGCUGUCAGCAUUUCCCAGGACAGAGAGAACCUGAGAUUCCUCCUGACAAAGAGAAGGACCAAGCGAAAGAGCCUGUGCAACAGCCUCAGCGUUACUCGAAGCCGGCCUGGAUCGAGUUGGUUUCCACGCAGUUCCGCCAGGGAGAGCCUCCCCACAAGCCCAGCGAAGCGUUACUCCGAUCAAUUCUUCAGUUCCAGGCAAACACACCCGAAACAGCCUAUACAAAGCAGUAUGCUGGAAGUCCUGAUGCAUUAAAGGGGCCGUCGGGACAGCCCCAGAGCCAGAAGAUAAUGCAACAGGAACAAAUUCCCCCUCUGUACAAAAGCGAGACCUCCCAGCUGCAGCCGCAUCCCACAGCUGACCCCCAGCUGCUGUUCCAGAAACACUCGCCGCAGCCCCAGCUCGCCAAGAUGGAUCCCCCCCGCAAGUCCCAAGUGCAGCAGCACCCUGCGCAGCAGCUCCAUUAUCAGCAAAGACCUGAACAACCAGCCGAACAGCCCCUAGGGGCCCCGCUGAAACAGCAGCACUUGAAUCCCCCGCCAGGGGAAAGCGAGCAAUUCUUGCAUUCACACAUUUUGCAACAGAUGCUCCAAAAGCAGGCACAGCAGACCCAGCUGCUGUGCAGUCCGCAGCUAACCCCCAACCAGCAACAGGCUCUGCAAAUGAGAAGUAAAGAACCGCCCCAAGCCGUCUCCCAUUCCCAAAGCACCCUGGAGCAGCAGCUAGACAGGACAUCCUUCAGCCAGCUUAAAACAGAUGAGUGUUUUCAAACUGGGAAUAAGUACAUGAAACCGGCUGCCUUCCCGCUGCACAGCCCUCAGCUGGGGCUAGAGCAGGUACAGAGCGUGAACAACAAGGCUCCCCUCUACAGUCAGAAAACAAACGCUGGUCUGCAGCAUCCCUGCCCAAACAACAUGCACUUGAUUUCUGAGAAGGAAAACGCCGCGAAUGUCGAACGCUUUGGGGCCAAGAAAAUGCAGGACUUGCAGCACGUGCAGUAUUUUUCAAACAACUUGCCCCCCAAGCAAGAUGUGAAUCACUGUUUUCAAGAACAAGAGCAACAGACACAACAAGCUUCGGUGAUACAGCUGCCGCUCCAGCAGACACAAGGCUACGGGGGCAGCCUGAAUCAAGAGCUCCCCAGCCACCAAGCCCCGCAGAUGCCCCAGCGGUACUUAACACACAGCCAGCAAACUCCCCCGCACGCCCCAGAGCAGAGAGGCUGUCAUCUGCAGACCCAAACCCAGAAGGAUUUUCAAAAGCACGCUGCCCUAAGGUGGCAUCUCUUACAAAAACAGGAGCAACAGGCGUACCAGCAACCCAAACCCGAGCUCGGCCCCAGCACAGCACGCAAGCCUAUCAAAAUUGAGGCUGGCACAAAGUCUAACGUCUGCAUGCGUCCAUCAACUGGACAGCUAGAAAACAAAAUGUGGAAAAAAACAAUUAAACAAGAGAAUCAGCACUUCAGCUGCGAGAGCAUGCAACAAAAGAGCAUCAUUGAGACAAUGGAACAGCAGCUAAAACAGAUACAGGUCAAAUCACUGUUUGAUCACAAGACUUUUACUGUCAAAUCACCUAAACAUGUGAAGGUUGAAACAGCAGGCCCUAUUACCAUCCUAUCGAGAAACACCUGUGCUGCAGAAUUUGACACUCAGACCCCAAUCUCAGAACAACAAGCUAACUCGUCUGCUGAGAAAACCCCGACCAAAAGAACAGCUGGAACUGUUCUCAAUAAUUUUUUAGACUCACCUUCCAAGUUACUGGAUACUCCUGUAAAAAAUUUAUUGGACACACCUGCCAAAACCCAGUAUGACUUCCCAUCUUGCAGCUGUGUUGAGCAAAUUAUUGAAAAAGAUGAAGGUCCAUUUUAUACCCAUCUAGGAGCCGGUCCUAAUGUGGCAGCUAUUAGAGAAAUCAUGGAAGAAAGAUUUGGACAGAAGGGUAAAGCUAUAAGGAUUGAGAGGGUUGUCUACACUGGGAAAGAAGGCAAAAGUUCUCAAGGAUGUCCUAUUGCUAAAUGGGUAGUCCGCAGAAGCAGUCAGGAAGAAAAGCUACUCUGCUUGGUGCGCGAGCGAGCGGGCCACACGUGCGAGACGGCGGUGAUCGUGAUUCUCAUCCUGGUCUGGGAGGGAAUCCCGACAAGCCUGGCCGACAAGCUGUAUUCUGAACUCACCGACACCCUGAGAAAGUAUGGCACGCUCACGAACCGGCGGUGUGCCCUGAAUGAAGAACGGACCUGUGCAUGUCAAGGGCUGGACCCUGAAACUUGUGGUGCUUCAUUUUCCUUUGGUUGCUCCUGGAGCAUGUACUACAAUGGUUGUAAGUUUGCCAGAAGCAAGAUUCCAAGAAAGUUUAAGCUGAUGGGGGAUGAUCCAAAAGAGGAAGAAAAACUAGAAUCCAAUUUGCAGAAUCUGUCAACCCUGAUGGCGCCCACCUACAAGAAGCUUGCACCCGAUGCAUACAACAACCAGAUCGAGUACGAACACAGAGCACCCGAGUGUCGCCUGGGGUUAAAAGAAGGUCGCCCAUUCUCAGGGGUCACUGCCUGCCUGGAUUUCUGUGCUCAUGCUCACAGAGACUUACACAAUAUGCAGAACGGGAGUACACUGGUUUGCACACUAACUAGAGAAGACAAUCGUGAAAUUGGACAAACACCUGAAGAUGAGCAGCUCCACGUGCUCCCAUUAUACAAAGUCUCUGAUGUGGAUGAGUUUGGAAGCGCUGAAGGCCAGGAGGAGAAGAAGAGGAAUGGCAGCAUCCAGGUCCUUACCUCCUUUCGUCGGAAAGUAAGGAUGUUAGCAGAGCCUGUUAAGACGUGCCGGCAAAGGAAGCUAGAAGCAAAGAAGGCAGCUGCAGAAAAGCUUUCCUCCUUGGAGAAUGGGUCUAGCAAAGCUGAAAGAGACAAGUCUGCUGCAGCACGCAACAAGCAAGGCAACUCUGAAGCGGCAGGUCAUGCAAAGCAGCUAGCAGAUCUUUUACGCCUUUCAGGACCAGCCUCACAACAACAGCAGCAACAUCCCCAGCGCACUCUCCCUAACAGCUCUCAGUCAAAUCCUAUUAACUCUUACUCGGGUUCAGGUUCUGCAAAUCUGUAUGUAAGGUUGCCUAAUCCAGCUGGUGGUUAUCCAAGCUCUUCAUACACUUCAGAUCCCUAUGGAGGGUCCAGUCCCAUGAACCUUUACACCACCUCAUCACAGCCUGCGGGGUCUUAUUUGAAUUCUUCCAGUCCCAUGAACCCUUAUUCAGGAUCGUUAAGUCAAAAUAACCAGUAUCCACCGUACCCAUGCAAUGGAAACAUGCCAAUGGACAACUGCCCCUCUUACUUGGGCUCCUACCCCUCCCAGCAUCAGCACAUGGACUUGUAUAGCUGUCAGAGCCAAGACCCUAUGUCUAAACUAAGCCUGCCACCCAUUCAAACAUUAUACCAGCACAGGUUUGGGAAUAACCAGAGUUUUGGUCCCAAAUACUUGAAUUAUGGAAACCAAAAUAUGCAGGUAGACUCCUUCAGUAAUUGCACCAUUAGACCAAAUGUACACCACGUAGGGUCUUUCUCCUCUUACUCCACCCACGAGGCUGAUGGUCAUUUUUUGGAGGUAGCCUCGAGGUUAAAAUCUAAUCUGAGUAAUCCAAGCAUGGACUAUGCCUCCAUGAAUAAAAACACUGAACAUCACCAUGUGCAACCCCCUCCACAUUUAGCACACGACUACCAUCCUGCUCCAAGUAUGUUUAGUGGUCCUCCUAAUUCGUUGCACCUCCAAAAUAAGGAUAGCGAAAUGAUUUCACAUGCAGUCAAUGGUUUGUCUAGCAUGCUUCCAGGUCAAAACCAUGAUAGGACUACUCCCCAAGGUGGUUUAGAUAAAACCGAUGUGCUGAAUCCUGAAAAAGCAGAGGAUCCUGAUGAAGUCUGGUCAGAUAGUGAACAGAGCUUCCUGGAUCCAGAAAUUGGAGGAGUGGCAGUUGCUCCAUCUCAUGGGUCAAUUCUCAUAGAGUGUGCAAAGCGUGAGCUCCAUGCAACGACCCCCCUAAAAAAUCCCAACAGGAACCAUCCCACCAGAAUAUCCCUUGUCUUUUACCAGCACAAGAGUAUGAACGAGCCAAAACACGGUCUGGCUCUGUGGGAGGCCAAGAUGGCUGAGAAGGCAAGAGAGAAAGAAGAGGAAUGUGAAAAAUACGGUCCAGACUACGUGCCUCAGAAAUCUUAUGGCAAAAAAGCAAAGCGGGAGCCUGCUGAGCCACAUGAACCCUCGGAGCCAACGUACGUGCGCUUCAUCAAGUCUCUUGCACAACGGACGCUGUCGGUCACCACAGACUCCACAGUAACAACAUCUCCAUAUGCCUUUACACGGGUUACAGGGCCUUACAACAGAUAUAUCUAACUUCACACCUUCGUUGGUUACCUCAUUUGAAAAAAAAACCAACUCAUCAGUAGGGUAGUUCUCGUUUAGGUUUUGGGGAAGGCAAGGGUGGAGGAGAAAACAGUGUUUUUAUUAAACUCAUCGGUGGAAAAAGCCUCAGCACACCAGCAAAAAGAGGUAAUCUCACUAGCGCACUUCUUUUCCACUGGUUUUUAAGUGGUCACAGAUGGCAUGUAGGAAACAAGACCAAA
Cygnus olor (mute swan) is the source of this 7141-nucleotide messenger RNA. RefSeq names its product tet methylcytosine dioxygenase 2 (gene TET2). The transcript is spliced from 10 exons. The record is from RefSeq and is a predicted model, not a curated record. The coding region runs from base 1038 to 6911 and encodes 1957 amino acids. Gene Ontology annotation, biological process: myeloid cell differentiation; positive regulation of transcription by RNA polymerase II; oxidative demethylation. Gene Ontology annotation, cellular component: nucleus. Gene Ontology annotation, molecular function: DNA 5-methylcytosine dioxygenase activity. Lineage: Eukaryota; Metazoa; Chordata; Aves; Anseriformes; Anatidae.